Messenger RNA from Penicillium malachiteum, 5574 nucleotides. Its product is annotated as ECM29 family proteasome component. The record is from RefSeq and is a predicted model, not a curated record. NCBI's taxonomy places the organism in Eukaryota, Fungi, Ascomycota, Eurotiomycetes, Eurotiales, Aspergillaceae. Gene Ontology annotation, biological process: proteasome assembly. Bases 1 to 5574 code for a protein of 1857 amino acids. Gene Ontology annotation, cellular component: cytoplasm; nucleus. Gene Ontology annotation, molecular function: molecular adaptor activity. The transcript is spliced from 2 exons.
AUGGCGGACUCACAGAGUCCCGAGGCUCGUGAGCUGAGCCUGAUAGGCAAGGUGGAAUUUCGAAUUGCCAUGGCGGAUACCGAUGAGAAGCUUCAAUCACUACUCCAAACCUAUCUACCUCCAUUGCUGCUGAAGUUAUCGUCGGAGAGUGUGGCGGUCCGUAACAAGGUCAUUUCCGUUUGCCAGCAUGUCAACACUCGGGUGAAAGCCCCCACUAUUCAACUGCCCGUCGCCGCCUUAUUGAAGCAAUUCAAAGAGCAAAAGUCUCAACUGGUCCGGCAUUUUGAUUUGAUCUACGCUCAGCAAGGAAUCGAUCGGCUCGGUUCUGAUGCUCGGGUUGAGAUCCUCCUCCCCUUGUUGAAGGGCAUCGCGGAGAUCGGAACAUCGGCUACUCAGGGCGCCAUUGUGUUCAAUUUGGUCCUGCGGUUGCUCCCUUUGUUUAAACUGCCACCAAAGGGUAGUGAGGAAGAUCAAAAACUGAAGCAGCGCUUGGGCCUGUCAGACCAGGAUUCUCAGUUCUUAUCCCUUUGGCUGGGGAAACUCCUCAUUCUUUCCCCUGCUGCUUCAGAAGCUACAACAUGUCCCGGCUUGUCUUCAGAUGAGUAUACAUUCUUGAAUAAGGGUGCAUCCGCAAGCGAAACAUGGAAUCCCGCUACUCCAGGAGGGCUGAAUCUUACCGAGACCAAAGUCAUCGCUCUCCGAUUUAUUGGUAGUGGUGCUUUUGCUGAUUCUCAACGAUUCCUACCCUCCUUGAUUGCUUCUGCCGAUGCCAACUCUAGACUUGCCGAUUUGGGCGAUGAGACUUUGAAACGAUUUGCUAUGGAUCUUGAAAACCCGGAUGUGGUUCAACAAUUGUACGAUCUCUAUUUCGGAUCUGGUGGUGCUCCGCCGGCUCGUCCUCCUCUCCAGGUGAAGGUUUUGAGCGUCCUAGGCAAAUCUAUCAAGGCUACAGAAGACACACAGAGAAUUUAUAAGCUGAUCGAAGAUGGACUUCUGUCUGAUACCGCGAGAUCUGCGCAGGGCCUUCAAGCAUCAAAAUUAAGAACUCAAAUAUUCACAUUUACCACAUGGGUUGUCCGCAUGGGCUCUCCCACUGAUCUGAAACAGAUUGCCCCUAAACUGAUUGCUGGUUUAAGAGACUUUAUUCAAUCUCAGACUUGGCCGAGUCCAGGUGCUAGCGGACAAAAGCUACCUGCCACAGAUCUGAGUUUAAGAGGACUGGCUUACGAAAGCAUUGGCAUCCUGGUCCCUAAGGUGGAUUUCCAAAUACAAGAUCAGAACAUUGAGAAUUUCGAGUUUGAUCUCGUUCGCUGGCUCUUUACUUCUCUCAGUGCCGAUGACUCCAGCUCGCAGAUCUUCGUUAGUAUUGAUCAAGCAUUGGGAAGUAUUCUUAAUUCUUCGCUGAACAGCCACGAUCAAGCCUUUCAAGCCCAGCUGCGUCCAUUCCUGGUUCAACAGAUGAGCUUGCAGCCAGGAGAUGUUCAUCCAGAGACGGGCUACAGUGUCGUCCGCGGCGUUCAGUAUGCCACUGUGCGUUUCGCCAAUCGAUUCUUGCCAUUCCAUGACGUUGUGGCUCGUUGGAUUGAUCUCAUGGCUAUUUCAAGAGGCCCGGAAAGACAACAGGAGAUCGUCGAGGAAGGCAGAAAGGGAAUGCAUCCAUACUGGUUCCGACUUCUUAAUCCAACAAAGGAUGAAAAGUGGGCUGCUCCAGCAGUUUCUCAGAAGCGAGAUGAUUCUUGGUUUGAAUUUCCAUCUUUCGCUGAUGCGACGCAGUUUUUGCUGGGUUCAGAGAACCAAGAUGAUUCUACGCGACAGCUGCUUUCCGGACCCUACAAGAAUGCACUUGUGCCUGCCAUUUCUUUUCUUCGCAAUACUUUACUUUGGGAGGCCUUCUCGGCAUCCAAGAUUACGACUGACUUGGAUGAAGACUGGGAUUAUAAACUCGAAGUGCAGCUCUCCACCGAUGAAGAAGCUCGAUCUGCAGUAAGACAGUAUAUCCGCAAUACUGCCAAGGAGUCUGUCUCUACAUUUUUGUCUGCGAUCCUGAAUGGCAUCGUCAGAUCAGACUUACCGAACCUUCGACAGUGUGGAGUUCACUUCGUGGAGAUUUGCUCUUUGGCACCAAAUGAUGUGGUUGAGAAGCUACUCCCUCAAUCUCAGUCUUUGACGAAGCCCAUCUUUAGUAACAACCAAGAUAUCCAAGGACUGGCAGCUCGAGCGUUCGGAAUUCUCGCGUCGCACCCUUCCCUCCCCCAGGUUGAUCUCAAUAAUUUUGUCGCGUUGUUCCAAGAUACGAUAAAGUCAUGGAAUACAGCUAUUGGUGAAGCUGCUCUUCGAGUUCGUGGGGCAGUUGUAUCGAUGUCUUACCUUCUCAGCAGACUUGCCUACCGUGGUCUUCUGAGUAGGGUUCCUGAAGCUCAAAUCAAGCAAUUUAUCGAGAUGACUUUGGACAUUGUUGAUGUUUCUCGGGAUAAACUUCUUCAGCGAACCGCAGAAUCCUCUCUUGGUGAGCUCAGCUUAGCGGGUAUUCUUUCGCUGCAGAUACUUCCAGAGGAUGGCUGGAAACAAGUCCAUAAGAAGCUUUCCAGUGAUGCGAAGUCUGAAAAUGACAUUUCCAUCAGAUCUCUGGGUCUGGUAACAGUAACAUUCGCACGUAUACAACCCGCUCCCUCGCUUUUCAACGAGUUCCUUGCUUCUUUGUACAGUCUCCAUGAAAUCCGAAGCCCGGAGGUGCAGUUCACAAUCGGUGAGGCUUUGAGUAACGUCACAACCGGGUGGUCAUCACAGGCUCUUAUUGAAGAGUUCGAUGUGGAUGCAGAAUUUCCCAAGUCAGAUGUGCCCAGAACAGUGUUUGUUGAGAUCUGUGACAAGAUUAUUGCCGACUGUGUGGCGUCCAAGCCAUCUCUUCGGAAGGCUUCCGCCAUUUGGCUGUUGUCUCUCGUCAAAAAUUGCGGGCACCUGUCAGAGAUGCAGGAACGGCUACGCAAGUGUCAAGCCACAUUUACUAGUCUUCUUGGAAAUCGAGAUGAGGUCGUACAAGAAACGGGUGCUCAUGGUCUUAGCUUGGUUUAUGAGAUCGGCGAUCAAUCUCUUAAGGAUAAUCUGGUUCGUGAUCUGGUGGACUCGUUUACAGCGACUGGGCCCAAUCUCGGUGGUGGCAAUGUCUCUGCGGAUACUCAGCUGUUUGAGCCUGGAGCACUCCCCACGGGUGAAGGGUCAUCUGUCAACACUUACAAGGAUAUUAUGAAUCUGGCUGCCGAGGCGGGUGACCCCACGCUUGUGUACCGGUUCAUGUCUAUGGCGUCUAACAACGCCCUCUGGACGAACCGCGCCGCCUUUGGUCGGUUCGGAAUCAGUAGCAUCUUUUCGGACUCCAGUGUCAACGGUUACUUGUCUCAGAACCCUAAGAUCUACCCUAAGCUCUUCCGAUACCGCUUCGAUCCCAAUCCCAAUGUACAACGGUCGAUGAACAGCAUUUGGCAGGCUCUCGUUAAGGAUCCCACAGUCGUGAUCGACACUCACUUCAACGCCAUCAUGGAGGACCUUCUGAAAAGCAUGCUUCAGGGGCGUGAGUGGCGUGUUCGACAAGCAAGUUGUGCCGCUGUGGCGGAUCUUAUUCAAGGUCGCCGUCCCGAGAAAUACGCCCAGUACCUAGAUGAGAUCUACGGCAAGGCUUUUAAGCUCCUGGAUGACAUCAAGGAGUCUGUGCGCGUCGCCGCUCUCAAGCUCUGCCAGACAAUCACUAAUUCCGUGAUUCGCACUCUUGAACCGAGCGGCACAGAGAAGCGCGCGGGCACCCUACUUAACAGCGCUAUUCCCUUUCUCCUCAGUGAUACUGGAUUAGAUUCUAGUGUGGAAGAGGUUCGCGGGUAUGCUAUCGGUGCUCUUGUUCAGAUUAUCAAGAAAAGUUCCGGCACACUCAUUCGCCCCUAUGUCCCCAAUAUUCUGGAAAAGUUCCUUAGCUCCCUCAGCUCUCUUGAGCCUCAGGCAGUCAACUACGUCCACCUAAAUGCGGACAAAUACGGUCUCACCGGACAAGAGAUCGACAAGAUGCGUCUCUCGAGUAUCCGAACCUCCCCAAUGAUGGAAGUGAUUGAGCGGUACUUGAUUGAUCACCUGGACGAAACCAAUCUCCCAGAACUAGCAACCAGACUGGAAGAGGUACUUCGCUCCGCGGUGGGUCUCCCAUCUAAAGUGGGGUGCAGUCGAGUUCUAGUUCUACUCAGCAUGAAGACGCUAGUGUUCCGACCCUAUGCAGACCGAUUCAUUCAGGUGUUGUGUAAAUACGUGGUGGAUCGCAAUGAGACUGUCAGCGCGUCAUACUGCACAUCACUUGGUUAUCUUAUGCGAUUGGCAUCCGAUGAGCGGGUCCUGAAGACUAUUGACUACGCCAAGAGACUCUAUCUAGAUGCGGAAGAGGCUACCACGCGAGCUGUGGCGGCCGAAAUCCUGUACUCUUCGUCUAAACUCUCGAAUGACCGCUUCAUGGCGUUCGCCACAGCUGCACUCCCGUUCGUCUUUGUUUGUCAGUAUGAUGCGGACGAACAUGUGAAAGAAGGAUUCGAAAAGACGUGGCAGGAUAAUGUGGGUGGCUCGCGCGCCGUCGCCUUGUAUAUUCGGGAGAUCGUCAGCCUUGUAUCCGACAACCUGGAAUCGGCGCGGUGGGCCAUUAAACAUACUGCGGCACGUGCCAUUGCCCAGGCUGUGCUUGCUAUGGAGUUAGAGAUUGAUCUCUCCACUGCACAAUUGGUUUGGCCGGUUUUGGUUAAAGCAUUAGCGGGGAAAACCUGGGAAGGGAAGGAGGUUGUGUUGAAAGCCCUGGUUAGAUUUGCCCGUCAAGGUAAAGCGUUGUGGGCGGAGUCUCCGAAGGACAGUGAGCUGAUGAAGACCAUCACCAUCCGUGAAGCGAAGCGAGCAAACGCCGUGUACCGGCCGCAUGGAUUACGAGCAUUGGGUGAGAUUUCACAAGUUCGCAAGAUCGAUCUCAUGCCCCAGGCAUUAGAGAUCGUGCCAUCGGUAAUUGAAGAAAUGCAAGACGGGAUGGAGAUAGAUUCCGGGAAUGGGCCAGACUCCAACGACACCCUUGCAGCGAGUGUGCAGUGCCUCCUGCAAUGUCUGAACCCCGCCACGGCCGGUUCGGGCGAAGGUCAGUUGCCCUACGGGAACCCCCUAGCGUCGGCCCAGCUAAGCCUAACCAUAGUGUUGGGAGAAUACGUACGACAGGUGAUCGGUCCGUUGGACCAGGCCCUGACCCACGGCGGACGACAGGUUGUCAGCACGGUCUAUCAGGAGCUCCAUGCAAUCUUUACCCGAGUGGAUCGGUGGACUGCGCCCGGUGAAGAGGUUCUGGCGGGUCCGAUGUGCGAUCUCGCAACUUUACUCCUCCACGACCGGAACGCUGUUGAAUUGGUCCGCAAGGGCCGUGCAGAAGCCAUUUUGGCGUACCUGAAACUUCGUAAGUCGGUGCGUGGGGUGCCUAAUACCUUAGAAGAAGUGUUGAAGGGAUGGAGGGUGAGUGAGAGAUCUGAUGCGAUCCAGCGCAUUCUUGACGAGGCCCUGGCGUGUUUAGACUAG